AUGUGCAACAUGCUGGAAACUCAUUCACUUUUGUAUUUGCAUUAAAGUCGAGGAAUCGAUGUGAAAAUUUUUAGCCUAUUUUUUUCAGACUUGAUAUUAGAUGGAUGGUGCGGGGAAACAAGAAAAUGGGAGAUGUAAGCUGGAUCAGUUCAAAGGAGCACCCUCUCCGUGGAACAUGAUGCCACAACAUCACAUGAAGGAACAAAGCAAUGCCUUGGUCAUGAAUAAAAAAAUCAUAUCUAUACUUGCUGAGCGGGAUGCUGCUAUUCGAGAACGGAACAUUGCUGUUUCUGAAAGGAAGGAAGCACUGGCUGCGCGAGAUGAGGCUCUGCAGCUGCGGGAUAAGGCACUUGCUGAACGGGAUAGUGCCUAUAUUGAGAGAGAUUAUGCUUUAGCUGUGCUACAGUACCGGGAAAAUGCCAUGAACUUCCCAAUUGGUAGUGGUAUUCAGCGUGGAGGAAGACGCAUGCAUCCCUCUUACCAUUCAACUGAUAUGGGUGAAACUCUCAAUUGUGAAAAGCACGUUACUGAUGCCAUCCCAGUAUCUACCAUCACUUCUGAAGAAGGCAAGUCUUGUCCUGUAAAGCGGACAAAGGUGAAUAAAGCUGUUUCACCGAAGCAGCCACGGAAGAUUAAGAAAGUGACUGAGGGUUUAAAUAGGCAAGCUGGUACUGAGGUAAGGAAGUGUAAAUCUGAGUGGAAUGGUCAGGAUAUCGGAUUGAACAUGGUAAACUUUAAUGAAACCACAAUGCCCGUGCCAGUUUGCACCUGCACAGGAGUUCCCCGACAUUGCUACAAGUGGGGAAGUGGUGGAUGGCAGUCAUCUUGUUGCACUACAACCAUGUCAUCAUACCCAUUGCCACAGUUGCCGAUUAAGCGUCAUGCCCGAGUGGGUGGUCGCAAGAUGAGUGGUAGUGUCUUCACAAAGUUGCUCAGUCGCUUGGCUGCUGAAGGCCAAGAUCUCUCUAUUCCAUUGGAUCUGAAGACCUACUGGGCUAGACAUGGGACAAAUCGCUACAUCACCAUCAAGUAGCUUUGUGGAGCGUGUACAAUGUUUCUGGUGCAGACUACAUGAAAGAUUCGACGGAACUUAGGAACGAAGUACAAGAAAAGGG
Messenger RNA from Hibiscus syriacus, 1115 nucleotides. Its product is annotated as protein BASIC PENTACYSTEINE4-like. The record is from RefSeq and is a predicted model, not a curated record. Bases 101 to 1033 code for a protein of 310 amino acids. Gene Ontology annotation, molecular function: sequence-specific DNA binding; DNA-binding transcription factor activity. NCBI's taxonomy places the organism in Eukaryota, Viridiplantae, Streptophyta, Magnoliopsida, Malvales, Malvaceae. The transcript is spliced from 2 exons. Gene Ontology annotation, biological process: response to ethylene. Gene Ontology annotation, cellular component: nucleus.